Ichthyophthirius multifiliis is the source of this 1328-nucleotide messenger RNA. RefSeq lists its product as hypothetical. The transcript is spliced from 9 exons. Gene Ontology annotation, cellular component: histone deacetylase complex. The record is from RefSeq and is a predicted model, not a curated record. Lineage: Eukaryota; Ciliophora; Oligohymenophorea; Hymenostomatida. Gene Ontology annotation, molecular function: transcription corepressor activity; protein binding. Gene Ontology annotation, biological process: regulation of transcription by RNA polymerase II.
AAUUGAAUAAACAUAUAAAAAAAUAAAAAUAAAAAAAAUAAGGAUUAAAUCAUAGUGCAUACACCAUAUAUAAUGAAGCAAAAAUAGAAGAAAAGUACAAAGAUUAUGAAGGACACAUAAAAGCAGGACAUUUAAUUCAUCUUUUAGAAAGGGCAUUAAUAUUAAAUUAAAUAGAAUCGCAUAUUUACAUGAGUUAAUAUUGUGAAUGUAAAUAGCCUACAGAAUUAAUAAAACCGCAUGCAUGUGAAAUUGUAAAAAAAAAGUAAGAAAUAAGCUAAUAAAGGAUAAAUGAAAAAGUAAAUAUGUCGAUAGAAGCUGUUACAAGGACUGAAACAUUUGUUGAAGGAAAAGGAAUAAUUUAGAGUACAGGAAUUUAAAAUUUACCAAUUCUAAAUUAAUAAUUUCUGUUUCAAAAUUUAAACUAAAUGAAAUUGGAUUAAACAAAUUAGGAAAUAUGUAAAAAAAUAAAUUCUUUUUAUAAUAAAUCAUUAUUAUUAAAAAAUUAGACAUAAUUCCUUUAUUUAAUUAUUGUUUAUGAAGAUGGUUUCUUUCAAGUACUUGAUAAAUCUUUAAAUUAAUUAAGUAUAUGCAAAAUUGAAGGAAUAGAAAAUCUUAAAGAUGUAAAGUGGAAUCCAGACUAUUAUAAUAUAUUAGCCUUGGAAUUUUCAAAUUCAUUUGAAAUUAUUGACAUUACAACAACUGAAACUGUUAAAUUUUGUGAUUUUGCAAUAAUUUAGUUUUAAUGGAAAUAUUUUGUUUAAUAUUUAUAUUUAGAUACUAAUUAUACUAUUUAUUUAUGCUCAAUGACCGAAAAUUAACCUAUUCAUAUAAUCUAAGCAGAUGUAUAAUAAAAAUAAUAUAUAUAUUAUUAUUUUUAAAAAAAGGUAGGAACUGUAGAUAUGACAUUAAAUUAUAAUAGUUCAUUAUUAGCAACUUUCUCUUCUCAAGAAAAUACUGUUAAAAUAUGGACUUUUAGUGAAUAGAGUUAUGUUUUAGAAUUUGUAGACGAGGAAUAAAUUCAAUAUUAUUCAUGGGGAAAAACUACAAGUGGAAACAUAAUUAUUACUAUGACUGAAAAAAUAAUAAAAAUUUGGGAUGUUGAAUUUGGGGAAUUAAAAUGGAAUUUAGAUUUAUAGGAAAGAAUUAUCGAUUUCUGUAUAAUGGAAAGUAUAAAAAAACUUGAUAGGCUAGUUGUUUUUACUGAAAACUAAGGAGUUUAUAAAAUUGGAAAACAUAUAAAUUUCAAAACAAAAAUAUUAAUUUAAAAACAUAAUUUUGUUGAUGUUAUAACAAUAUAUCUUAAAAACAAUAUUUCCUAUGACUCAUGA